UCUUCUUCUUCUUCUUCUUCUCAUUCUCACUCUCUCUCUCACUUCACCAACCAUGGCUUCUACCUCAACCUCCCCCUCCCUCUCUCUCUCCCAAGCCCUCCUCACGCGCCCCUCUUCCCUCCCCUCCUCCACGCGCCUCUCCCUCCCCGCCUUCUCCGGCCUCCGCCAAUCCACCACCCUCUCCCUCUCCCUCUCCCACACUCCAACCACUCACCGCCGCCUUCCCGCCGCCGUCAAAGCCUCCGUUGCGGCGGAGACUGCGAAGAAGGUGACCACUGAUGAGUCGCUGGUGGACAAGUCGGUCAACACGAUCCGGUUCCUGGCUGUGGAUGCGGUGGAGAAGGCGAAUUCCGGUCACCCGGGUCUCCCCAUGGGUUGCGCUCCGAUGGGUCACGUGCUCUACGAUGAGAUCAUGAGGUACAACCCCAAAAACCCCAAGUGGUUCAACCGCGAUCGGUUCGUUCUGUCUGCGGGUCAUGGUUGCAUGCUCCACUAUGCUCUGCUUCACCUUGCUGGCUUCGACAGCGUUAAGGAAGAAGAUUUGAAGGAAUUCCGGCAAUGGGGGAGCAGAACUCCGGGACAUCCUGAGAACUUUGAGACCCCUGGAAUUGAAGUCACAACAGGUCCUCUUGGUCAGGGGAUUGCCAAUGCUGUUGGUUUGGCCCUUGCAGAGAAGCACUUGGCAGCAAGAUAUAACAAGCCUGACAGUGAAAUUGUUGAUCAUUACACGUAUGUUAUAUUGGGUGAUGGUUGUCAGAUGGAGGGGAUUGCAAAUGAAGCAUGCUCACUUGCCGGUCACUGGGGACUGGGGAAGCUUAUAGCAUUUUAUGAUGACAAUCACAUUUCUAUUGAUGGUAACACAGAUAUUGCAUUCACUGAGAGUGUUGAUAGUCGUUUUGAGGGACUUGGAUGGCAUGUUAUUUGGGUGAAGAAUGGAAACAAUGGCUAUGAUGAUAUUCGUGCUGCUAUUAAGGAAGCAAAAGCUGUCCCAGACAAACCCACAUUGAUCAAGGUCACAACAACCAUUGGUUUUGGUUCUCCUAACAAAGCUAACUCCUACAGUGUGCAUGGAAGUGCACUUGGUGCCAAAGAAGUUGAAGCCACCAGAGCGAACCUUGCAUGGCCGCAUGAGCCUUUCCAUGUGCCUGAGGAUGUCAAAAAACACUGGAGUCGCCAUAUCCCUGAGGGUGCUGCACUUGAGGCUGAGUGGAAUGCCAAGUUUGCUGAAUAUGAAAAGAAAUACAAGGAGGAAGCUGCAGAGUUUAAGUCUAUUAUUAAUGGUGAUUUACCUGCUGGUUGGGAGAAAGCACUUCCGACAUACACUCCAGAGACCCCAGCUGAUGCCACCAGAAAUCUGUCUCAGACUAACCUAAAUGCCCUUGCAAAGGUUCUUCCUGGUCUGCUUGGUGGUAGUGCAGAUCUUGCUUCUUCCAACAUGACCUUGCUGAAAAUGUUUGGGAACUUCCAAAAGGACACUCCGGCGGAGCGUAAUGUCAGAUUUGGUGUUAGAGAACAUGGAAUGGGAGCUAUCUGCAAUGGUAUUGCUCUUCACAGCCCUGGACUGAUUCCUUACUGUGCAACUUUCUUUGUUUUCACCGACUACAUGAGAGGUGCCAUAAGGCUUUCUGCCCUGUCUGAGGCUGGGGUUAUAUAUGUCAUGACCCAUGAUUCCAUAGGGCUCGGAGAGGAUGGGCCAACCCACCAGCCGAUAGAGCAUCUUGCGAGCUUCCGGGCAAUGCCGAACAUCCUGAUGCUUCGUCCUGCAGAUGGUAAUGAAACAGCUGGAGCUUACAAAGUUGCUGUGGUUAACAGGAAGAGACCCUCUAUCCUUGCCCUUUCCAGGCAAAAAUUGCCCAAUCUUCCUGGAACUUCAAUUGAAGGAGUUGAAAAGGGUGGGUACACCAUUUCCGACAACUCAACCGGCAACAAGCCCGAUGUCAUUCUGAUCGGAACUGGUUCUGAGUUGGAAAUUGCUGCCAAAGCUGCUGAUGAUCUAAGAAAGGAAGGGAAGGCAGUUAGAGUUGUUUCCUUCGUCUCAUGGGAACUUUUCGAUGAGCAAUCAGAAGCUUACAAGGAGAGUGUUCUACCUUCCGCUGUUUCAGCUAGAGUUAGCAUUGAGGCAGGGUCAACAUUUGGGUGGGAGAAAAUUGUUGGAAGCAAGGGGAAGGCAAUAGGUAUUGAUCAUUUUGGAGCCAGUGCUCCUGCGGGGAGAAUAUACAAGGAGUUCGGUAUCACUAAGGAAGCUGUUAUUGCUGCAGCUAAAGAGCUUAUCUAGAUUGUAUUAGUUUCUGCACAUUUUGAACUUUCUGUUUUCCUUCUGAUUUCGGGUUUGAUAUUUACAGAGAGGGCUGUUUCAAGAGCAUUCCGUUGCUUGAAUAAGAAAAGGUUAGAUUACUGUUGCUUGGGAUUGUAAGUGAAGCAACAUAGAUCAAAGAAGAGUGUAAUGCAACUAAUAAAUUUUUAUGAACUCGGAUUGUCACUUGUUUGAA
Molecule: messenger RNA, 2489 nt
Organism: Lotus japonicus
Lineage: Eukaryota; Viridiplantae; Streptophyta; Magnoliopsida; Fabales; Fabaceae
Product: transketolase, chloroplastic
Exons: 7
Coding region: 53-2275 (740 amino acids)
Biological process (GO): pentose-phosphate shunt
Cellular component (GO): cytosol
Molecular function (GO): transketolase activity
Source: RefSeq, a predicted model, not a curated record